Sycon ciliatum is the source of this 3336-nucleotide messenger RNA. RefSeq names its product protein pelota homolog. The record is from RefSeq and is a predicted model, not a curated record. Gene Ontology annotation, biological process: nuclear-transcribed mRNA catabolic process, non-stop decay; ribosome disassembly; nuclear-transcribed mRNA catabolic process, no-go decay. The coding region runs from base 221 to 1588 and encodes 455 amino acids. Gene Ontology annotation, cellular component: cytoplasm. Lineage: Eukaryota; Metazoa; Porifera; Calcarea; Leucosolenida; Sycettidae. The transcript is spliced from 14 exons.
UGUUUUGUCUGGUUUCUUCUUUGCCUUGCUUGAAUUCAUGAAAUGAGAAAGUUACCACAGCUCUGUCAUCUCCAAGAGUAUUCGAACGAAUCUCUAUUCGCGGAGUUGCACUGUCCCGGAGCAAGCUUGAAGCGCUGUGGAUUACAAUAGGACGUUUGAGGCUGAAUAUCUGAGAAGAGCUCAAUUGCUAAUAGUUUGAGUGCAAAAAUACACAAUCACAAUGAAGCUAAUCAAGAGAGAUAUCAAUACAUCUGAGAAGGACCAAAGUGGUAUCGUGGUGUUGAUGCCGGACCAAGCCGAGGAUAUGUGGCAUGCGUACAACAUGAUCGCCGAGGGAGACCGAGUGACGGCAUCGACCAUGCGGAAAGUGACGACGGAAAGCUCUACUGGCUCGAGUACCAGUCAGCGCGUGCACACGCGUGUCACAAUCCUUGUGGAAACCAUCGACUUUGACACCAGCGCUUGUGCUAUGCGCCUCAAGGGCAAGAACAUCUCUGAAAACAAGUAUAUCAAGAUGGGUGCGUAUCACACUGUCGACUUGGAGCUGAAUCGUUCCUUCACCCUUCACAAGGAAUGUUGGGAUUUCGUUGCAUUGGAGCGUCUAGAUUUAGCCUGUGAUCCGGCAAAGUCUGCCGACAUUGGUGCUAUCAUCAUGCAGGAGGGUUUGGCACACAUCUGCCUGGUGACAUCCUGUAUGACCACUGUUCGGUCGCGCCUGGAGAUGGGUAUACCGCGCAAGAGACGUGGCAACUGUACCCAGCAUGAUAAGGCGCUGGUGCGCUUCUAUGACGCUGUCAUGCAGGCCAUGCUCAGGCAUUUUGACUUCUCAGUGAUCAAAUGUGUCGUCGUAGCAAGUCCUGGGUUUGUCAAGGAUCAGUUCUUUGAGUACCUGUACACGGAAGCUGUGAAGACGGACAACAAGCUUCUUUUCGAGAACAAGGGAAAGUUCCUGCUGGCUCACUCUUCAUCAGGACACAAGUAUGCGUUGAAGGAGGUACUGCAAGAUCCUAGCGUCACAAGCAGACUAGCCGACACAAAGGCUGCCGGUGAGGUGAAGGCUCUGGAAACGUUCUUUCAAACGUUACAGAACGAGCCAGACCGCGCUUACUAUGGUGUCAAGCAUGUGGAGUUUGCGGCAGCUCGGCAUGCAGUUGAUGUUCUAAUGGUGACUGAUGAGCUGUUCCGCUCCAACAACAUUGCGACGAGAAAGCGCUACAUCAAUCUCAUCGAGACGGUCCGCGAAACUGGUGCAGAUGUCAGGAUAUUCUCCAGCCUGCAUGUCUCCGGGGAGCAGCUUGGUCAGCUGACGGGCGUAGCAGCCAUCCUCCGAUUCCCCAUGCCGGAAAUUGAAGACGAAGACGACGAGGACACCGAAGAGGAUGAGGAGGAGUCCGACGGUGAGGGAGGAAAUGGUCGCAAUGAUGUUGCCAGUGAUGGCGACACGGCAAGUGGUGGUGACGACAGCGGGGCAGCAGCAGCAGCCUCGGCUAGUCCUGCGGUCGGUAAUGGCCGACGGAAGACCAGUGCGGCCAUGCCGAUGUCUGGCGCGUCGUCUCGCUCUGCUACACCGUCAUCGAAUGCUAUGUGAUCAGCAGCACCGCGGUAGCGCAUGCAUGUUCUGCGCCGUACCACAAGUACGGUAUUACGGUAUUGGGUGACUGUGCGUGUCUUACCCGACGUCUCCGCUGCCAGACUGCAUGUGUUACAGUAGUGGCUGCCAUCUUUGGCAACAACGUCCGGACGAGUCGAGUCAACUCCGAUGAUGUCAUAAUUUACUGGCGACAUCAUGCAUCUGAAUGCAUGACCUGAUGACAUUAUGUAUGCACAUCUAUCUGUCCGACCGGCUGCUCAGAUUUGCGACACACAGUUGUGAUGCCAUCUGAGAUUUCCGAAUCCUCUACAUUCCUCCAAGGAUGCAUCAAGAACAUCCAGAACAUUGUAGCGUUUUGGCUGAGGGAGAUCUGCAGCCAUUCUAGGAGCGUGACGCGCCACUGUGAUAUCCCGUCGUAUCCAUGCAUCGGAUGCUUCGUUUGUGCACCUCACGUCAAUGCCAGUAUUGUGUCGAGGUGGCAGCGGAUUGUCAGUGUGACUGCAUUAGCCAUGUCGUGUUGUUGGUAGCACGACACCGCGGGUAGCCGCUAGCGGGGCUCACAUGCUGCACGACGUGUGUCACACAGCACACGGCAUGCUGCAGUCAGCUUUCAGAGUGUGUGUGUGUGUGUGUGUGUGUGUGUGUGUGUGUGUGUGUGUGUGUGUGUGCGUGUGUGCAGCUGAGCUUCGUUUGCGCCGGGCUUGGCAUGGUUUUACCUGAUCUGGUCCGGUUUAGGCGGGCCGGCCGGCGGAUUUGAGGCCGUGCCUUGCGUCUCAUCUUGCGCUGUCCUUUGACCAUUCUCCUUUGUCCAACUGUGUAGUUGUUAGGGAUGGUGAUGGUGAUUAGUGUGCACACCGUCGGCCGUGUUGCACACUGCUGGCGGUGUGCAGAGAGCGCUGUGCUGCCAUCGCUUUCCCCAGCCGCUGUUAUGAUCCCGUAGCACUGUGCUGUGUUGUCAUCGCCCCCUAGCUUUGGAAAGUGACGACGUCAGCCCAAUCACACUGCGGAGUAUUUAUGCCGUAUUUCUGAAGCUACGCUACAGCCUCUCCAACGGUUUUAAAUUAUAAUUUAUACAAUCGUACCUCGAAGUAUGUACCUUCAUGGCGUCUUCCCCUCAGCUCCCUUUCAAUCAAGGAGUAGGUAUUUUACAACUCCCUGCUUUCAAUCAUAGCCGAAUUAGUAGUCAUUGGUUCCAAGCUGUAAUAGCAAUCAGUGGAUUCUAUUACCCCAGCUCUCGCUCUGUUAUCCCUCUUAACCAUCCGCUGUAGCGGUAGCGCGCUGUUCAGCUUUUUUUAAAUUAUAUUUACCGUCUAGUCUACCUUUUGGAUAGACAGGUACUCAUAUGUGUUCUGUGACUGCUGGGCCCGGUUGGUGCUUGUCGUGUGCCUGGGCCUGGUCAAUCGCACUGUGUCCCUGUGUUCAAAGCCUGGGCCUGGUCAAUCGCACUGUGUCCCUGUGUUCAAAGCCUGGGCCUGGUCAAUCGCACUGUGUCCCUGUGUUCAAAGCCUGGGCCUGGUCAAUCGCACUGUGUCCCUGUGUUCAAAGCCUGAGCCUGGUCAAUCGCACUUUGUCCCUGUGUUCAAAGCCUGGGCCUGGUCAAUCGCACUGUGUCCCUGUGUCCAAAGGACGAUGCUCAGGAGUCCUAACAUUAUGACUGUUUGUUUUUGUUAUAGCACUCCAUAUUUAUAAUUCAGAUGGUGACGUUGGUGAUCCAAGGAAAAAAUUGUAACAUGGAGAAUGUGAAA